GUGCCCUUACACUGGUCAUGUGACAUUUACGGAAGAAGAUUUCUCAAUUUUCAUAAUGGUUUGACUAUGAAUCAUAUAAAGAAACUAAAAUUAAACAGUCUUAAACCUUGACAAUUUUACAUGAAUUAGAUUGUAUUUUCCAUUUGCACAAUUCUCCCAGUUCUUUGCUGCCAAUGUCUGGAAAUACGUUACAGAAAGCUAUUGAGCUUGUAACAAAGGCAACAGAAGAAGAUAAAAAGAAAAAUUAUGAGGAAGCCUUAAAACUGUAUGAGCAUGCUGUAGAGUAUUUCCUUCAUGCAAUCAAAUAUGAAGCACAGAGUGAUAAAGCAAAAGAGAGUAUAAGAGCAAAGUGUAUACAAUACCUAGACAGAGCUGAAAAGCUGAAAAAAUACCUCGGAAAUGAUAAGAAACCUAAACCUAUGAAAGCAGGUGGAGGAGGUAGUUCUAAAAAAGAAUCGUCUGACAGUGAAGAUGAUGAAAAAAGUGCUGAUACAAAAAAAUUUGAAGGUGCCUUGUCAGGUGCCAUUGUUAUGGAGAAACCAAACAUACAAUGGGAUGAUGUUGCUGGGCUUCAUGGCGCUAAAGAAGCCCUGAAGGAAGCUGUUAUUUUACCUGUUAAAUUCCCACAUCUCUUCACAGGGAAAAGAAAACCAUGGCGUGGAAUUCUAUUAUAUGGUCCCCCUGGUACAGGAAAAUCAUUUCUGGCUAAGGCAGUAGCAACAGAGGCUAACAAUUCUACAUUUUUCUCUGUUUCCUCAUCCGAUCUGGUAUCUAAGUGGCUUGGAGAAUCAGAAAAAUUAGUCAAAACCCUAUUCAGUAUGGCAAGAGAAAACAAACCAAGCAUUAUAUUUAUAGAUGAAGUAGAUGCUUUAUGUGGAUCUCGAAGUGAGAACGAGUCAGAAUCUGCUCGCAGAAUAAAAACAGAGUUUCUAGUACAAAUGCAAGGUGUAGGAAAUGACCAGGAUGGUGUAUUAGUGUUAGGUGCAACAAAUAUACCAUGGAGUUUAGAUUCUGCUAUUCGUAGAAGGUUUGAGAAACGUAUAUACAUCCCUCUACCUGAGGCACCCGCAAGGUCACUCAUGUUUAAACUUCACCUUGGCUCUACACCAAACUCUCUCACUGAUGAAGAUUUUAAACAGCUAGGAUUGAAGGCUGAGGGUUAUUCUGGUGCAGAUGUUAGUAUUGUUGUGAGAGAUGCCCUCAUGCAGCCAGUACGUAAAGUACAAACUGCUACGCACUUCAGAAAGGUACGAGGUCCGUCCAGAGACAAUCCAGAUGAAAUUGUUGAUGACCUUUUGACCCCGUGUUCACCUGGGGCACCUGGUGCAAUAGAAAUGAACUGGACCCAAGUGGAUGGACACAAACUGCUUGAACCUGUUGUUAGCAUGGCUGAUAUGUUAAUGUCACUACAGACACAGAAGGCAACUGUUAAUGAUGAUGAUUUGAAAAAACACGAAGAAUUCACAAAUGAUUUUGGUCAAGAAGGCUAGCAGUGGCUGGAAAUGUUCAUUUUGUUCAUUUUCAUGUUAUAUAGUGAUGUAAAUUAUUUUUUUGAAGACGAACAAUUUUAUCUGCUGUCUACUUAUUUACAACAAACAUACAGUAAAGCAGGAGAUCUAAGUUCUUGUAUUGAAUUAUUACAACAGAUGCUGACAAUAUAAAGAUAGAAUCACUAUCUGUCUUUGAAUAAGGAGUUGUUGUUAAAAUCAUUUUACGUUUUCAUUUUUAUAACAUUUAAAAGUAUGUUAGUUCAAAUAAAUGAAUGCUAAUUGUAUCAUUUACACCAUAUUGUAAUCUUCUUAAAUAAAUACAUGAUUUUAGUUAUUUCUGUUUUUCAUGUACUAUUUAAUAUGUCUAUGUUAGCUGAACAGUUUGAGAAUUAGGUUUUACAGAACAGAAGUGUGGGUUUUAUCCUUGGACACUGUACAUAUUUCUGCAAUGAUUGAUUUUUGUUAUGGUUAGCAUUAACCACUGAUAAAAAAAAAGUGGUUAACUGUCAUCAAAUUACUUACCUGUGCAAAUAUGUAUGAAGUUCUGUUUCUGAUAAACCACACUGUCUUUUCUUUUACAACUUGAGAAAUUUUAAGUUCAUUCAUACUUUAAAUUAGUCAUAAUCUUCUUACAUAUUGUUGUUAUCUUUUCUCAUAAAAAUUAUAAAUAAUUUUAUGAAACAAUUUUUUUCUUACAUGCUAGGUUGAUUUUAGAACCAAACUGAUUCUUCAUAACACCAAAGUAAUUUUCUUCACAGAAAUGACAUUUGAUUGGUAGAUGGAUAUUUUCGGACUUUUGUCAGUGGUAUCCUUAUUGUGUCCAUGGUUAUUUCAAACACUCAUGAAAGAUUAAUAUUGAUUUUUUCUUUACAGUUCCUGAUAUUUAGUUACUCUGCAAUUUUCAUCAACUGUUAAUUGUUUUAAAAAGGUAAUUUUUUCAACCAGUCAAUAUACACAAAAGUGUAUAUUGAAUUUGUAAUGUUAGUGCUGAGUAAAACCACAUAAAUAGGCAAAAUAGUAAGAAAUUAAUUUAUCAUGGUUUUUCAAGAUAUUUUAUGGUAUAAAUUGAGCUGUCAGUUUGAACUAUUUGAUUGCUUUUUUUGUUCAAAUUGUAUAAGAAAUAUGUAAGGAAAUUAUUGAGACCUAAUCCAUUGUUAAUGUAUAAGCAAUGACUCUUGGACAAAUUGAACCAUAUCAAGAUAUUUGUAUUAUUUAUAGGUCUGUGCUGAUAUUUAUAUAUUUUCUCUUUUUACCUGAUAAGUGAAUUUGUCUUUUUCAAAAAUAAACAAUUUUUAAAAAAAAAUUCAGUUGCAUUAUACUUUGGAAACAAUACACUGAUGAAGAAAUAUUCUUCUUAUAUUAAAAAUGUUAAAAGUGGUCUGAAAAUGUCUAAUAAAUUCUGUGAAUACAAAUUUUCUACUAAGUCAUGUUAUCAUUAUCUUUGUGGGUGUAAUAAGGAAUUUGUUUUGUUUAAAUACUGACUAAUUCAAGUUUUGAACUUUUACUUCCAUUGUUAAUUAGAAUGGUAAGUGUGUCAUUUUAGCUUGUUUGUAGAAUUUGAAAUCCUGUAACUUGGAAAUAAAAUAAUUCAUCUUGUGCAUAAUAACCCUUAACCAGCGGUAUUUGUAUCAUGAAUUUGCCCAGCUUUGAAUUUCAAGAAGUCCACACACGCAAAUUCUAAUGGAUUUCAAUAUAUAAAAAAAACUUAAGCUACCCUGGGAAGUGCAGUCUGACCAAGCUCUGUAGUGCUUGGGAAGGAUAAUCACUUUCAGUUCCACCAGGUCAAGCCCUGAGGGUUUUUCUUUAAUUGUUGAGGCAUAAGAAGGGCAGCCACCAUUUAUCCAUGCAUGAUUAUAUGAGGCGACUAAAUGGUUUCCAAUAAUUGGACUUGGAGACUAUGCUUCUCUUAACUCAAAUCCAUUUGGAUUUGAUGUUAAAAAUUAUUUCAAGAUUAUAUUAAGACUAGAUCCAAUAAACAUUUUGCAUGAUUGUAAAAGUUAACCAUGACAUUGAUAAACAGUUUGCUACUUUAGAAAGUCGGUUGUGCUCUCUUAAGAAUUGUCAGAUUGUAAAAUUGUGUGAUUUCAUAUAGGCAAAAUAUUCCUUUUGGUGAAUUUUAUGUUCUUUUUUUUUAAAUGUACAUUUAUAUUAUUAAUGAGACAGUUUAAAGUGUCUACAACAUAAUGUAACACUGACAUUUUCAAUUACAAUUUUAACAGCUCUUUAUUUCAUUUAUGAUUUCAUUAUGGUAAACAUGUAUGCAUUUCCACACGUCGUUUUUAAACCAACAAUGUUAGUUUGUUUACAUUUUUUGGAUGAUGAUAUUUCAUGCACUUUUUUUUCCAAACCAAAGAGAAAUCUAUAUUUUUGUUAAAUUGGUUUAUUUUACCAAGUAUUAAUGAGAUCUAAGAAAUAUGCAAACAGUUCUUGUGCUCACAUACAAUCAACCACCUCAUUGAGGCCAAAAUUUAUGAGAAUUCAUUAAUGUAUAGUUAAGUAACUGCACAGACAAGAAAGUGCAUUCCUUAUAUAACCUGAUCUUUAUUCAGUCUGAAUUGUUUUAAUGCAAAAUACUGUUUUGAAACUUGUAAAUUUUAUAAAUAUUCUGCAAAUUAUUUGGUUCAGUCCAGUAAUAUAAUGCAUUGUUUUCCAUCUCAAAGUGUUAAGUGAAAUAUCUGACAUAUUUAGGAAAAUAUUUAGGUACCGUAUGCUAUAAUAUGUUUGAAUUUUCACGAAAGACAGCUGUGUGAUUCGGUCGUUUAUGCAUUGUUUUAACUGUAUGAUAUUAUAAAAUGUACGGAUUAUUUGUGAAUUCAUCUUGUGAACUUUUUGUACUCUUGUUAUCUCUAUAAUUAUAAUAUAAUGUAUGACAAUAAAAUGUUUUCAAUUAGA
Messenger RNA from Ruditapes philippinarum (Manila clam), 4382 nucleotides. Its product is annotated as vacuolar protein sorting-associated protein 4A-like. Gene Ontology annotation, molecular function: ATP hydrolysis activity; ATP binding. The transcript has 12 exons. NCBI's taxonomy places the organism in Eukaryota, Metazoa, Mollusca, Bivalvia, Venerida, Veneridae. Bases 174 to 1490 code for a protein of 438 amino acids. Gene Ontology annotation, biological process: endosomal transport; vacuole organization. The record is from RefSeq and is a predicted model, not a curated record.